Messenger RNA from Adelges cooleyi (spruce gall adelgid), 696 nucleotides. It is a transcript of the gene Apf, whose product is annotated as bis(5'-nucleosyl)-tetraphosphatase [asymmetrical]. The coding region runs from base 111 to 560 and encodes 149 amino acids. The transcript has 3 exons. Lineage: Eukaryota; Metazoa; Arthropoda; Insecta; Hemiptera; Adelgidae. The record is from RefSeq and is a predicted model, not a curated record. Gene Ontology annotation, biological process: ATP biosynthetic process; AMP biosynthetic process. Gene Ontology annotation, molecular function: bis(5'-nucleosyl)-tetraphosphatase (asymmetrical) activity.
AAACGGCCGAAACAUGCAAAAUUCAGAAAUCAACAACAUAGCGUUAACGGUGAUAUUUUUUUUUUGACUGGAUUUUACCGGCCAGUUGCUUUUCUCUACCAGACAAUAAUAUGUCGAAACAGAUUAGAAGUGCCGCCGGAUUUAUUAUAUACAGGAAAAUCGAAGAGAAAAUCCAAUAUUUACUACUGCAAGCGUCGUAUGAAAACCACCAUUGGACUCCGCCAAAAGGUCAUUUAGAGAAUGGCGAGACGGCUUUAGAUGCGGCCCUGCGCGAAACCCAAGAAGAAGCCGGAAUCGGAGUAUCGGAUUUGCUCGUCGAUCCAAAUUUCAAACAAGUGUUGCAAUACGAACCGGACAAGAAAGAUUACGUCAAGACAGUCACGUAUUGGGCAGCGCAUUUGCUCAAUCCGAACACGCCGGUGAUAUUGUCCGACGAACAUCAAGAUUUUAAAUGGUUGGCGGUGGAAGACGCAAAAAGACUAGCUCAAUAUCCCGAAAUGCAAUCGUUAUUCGAUCAAUGCGAUCAGUAUUUAACAAAGAACGAUCAACCGACAUGUUGACUUAUUUAUAACAAAAUGAUUUGUUAUAAAUAUUACCUAUAAUAUUGUUUUAAUCUUAAGUUACGAAUUCCAAUUCAUUUAGCCAGUUUAAUAUCAUUAGAGUGCUCUAUAAAAAUAAAUCGAUAUGUUAAACAAA